GUUGAAUGACGUCAGCAGUGGGUCUACUCAGUAGAAAGACAGCAUCUCCUCCUCACAGCUCUGCUGCUGCUGUUGGCCUUUGUGCGUCUAAGGACCUGACAUCCGUUCUAUUGUGUUGCUCUAAUCGGAACUAACACCAUGGGGAGAUUAGAUGCGCUUCGGCAGUUUAAUUUGAUCAAAUGGCUCAGGGAGGAGAGACAGUCGAGGAAACUGAGUCUCUUCAUUGUUUUCGUCGCUCUGCUCUUGGAUAACAUGCUGCUGACUGUUGUCGUUCCCAUCAUUCCCAGCUACCUGUACAACCUGGAUGAGUCAGCAGACACGGUGCUGAAAAACAACACCUUGUCACAGCGGAGUCCUCCAGGUGCCUUCCAAAGUAUUGUGUCCUUGUAUGACAACACCUUGAGGACUUCGAUCUCCAACACCACAGUCAGGUCAACCGACCUGGUCUCUACGGCCCCCACCACGACAGAGCUGCCACAGAACUCCUCCGAUUGCCCCAAGUCCGCCAGCAAGCUGCUCAGUGAGAAUGUCAAAGUGGGAAUGCUGUUCGCCUCCAAGGCCACUGUACAGCUGAUUACCAACCCCUUUGUAGGGCCACUCACAAACAGAAUAGGAUACCAACUUCCCAUAUUUGCUGGCUUCUGUAUCAUGUUCAUCUCUACUAUCAUGUUCGCCUUCUCAUCGAGCUACGCUCUGCUGUUCCUGGCCAGAUCUUUGCAAGGUGUAGGCUCCUCUUGCUCCUCUGUGGCUGGGAUGGGAAUGCUUGCAAGUGUGUACACAGAUGACGAGGAGAGAGGUCAUGCUAUCGGCAUUGCCUUGGGAGGUCUGGCCUUAGGAGUAUUAGUUGGACCCCCAUUCGGCAGUGUGAUGUAUGAGUUUGUUGGGAAGACUGCUCCUUUCCUGAUUCUGGCUUUCCUGGCUUUGUUUGAUGGAGCUCUGCAGCUCUUUGUUCUUCAGCCCACCAAGGUGGAACCAGAGAGUCAGAAGGGGACCCCGCUGUUAACACUAAUGAAGGACCCAUACAUUCUAAUUGCAGCUGGUGCUAUUUGUUUUGGAAAUAUGGCCAUUGCCAUGAUGGAGCCAACACUGCCGAUCUGGAUGAUGGAGACCAUGUGUGCCAGGAAAUGGCAGCUAGGCGUCGCUUUCUUACCAGCCUCCAUCUCCUACCUUAUUGGAACCAACAUCUUUGGCACAUUGGCGCACAAGAUGGGGAGAUGGCUUUGUGCUCUCAUUGGAAUAACGGUGGUUGGAGUCAGUGUAAUAUGUGUUCCAUUUGCCAAAGACAUCUAUGGUCUGAUUGUUCCAAACUUUGGUGUUGGUUUUGCAAUUGGCAUGGUGGACUCCUCUAUGAUGCCGAUAAUGGGUUACCUGGUGGACUUGAGGCAUGUGUCUGUUUAUGGAAGUGUGUAUGCCAUUGCUGAUGUGGCUUUCUGCAUGGGAUUUGCUUUAGGUCCAUCUAUCGGAGGAUCCAUAGCUGAGAGUAUUGGCUUCCCCUGGCUGAUGACCAUCAUUGGAAUAGUGGAUAUUUUUUUUGCUCCCCUUUGCCUCUUCCUCAGGAAUCCACCAGGACAAGAAGAGAAAAUUGCUAUUUUGAUGGACACCAACUGUUCAAUGAAGACGAGGUCCUACUCCACACAGGGGACUUACUACCAUGGUGAAAACAUGGAUCCAGAAUAUGACGAUUAUGAUUAACAGGACACCAACCAUGCAGGUUAACCCUACAAAGGAUCUAUUUUGUUGUACAAAAAAAAGGAACACAGAAGAAAAUAAAACAGCAAUGAAACAAAACAGCCAAGAUAUUUCCAUGUGAAUGUCUCGCAUUCAGUCUUCACUGUUCUGUGUCCUCUUAGCAGUUGUACUGGAGCAAACCAAAGUUGUUAUUGAUCUGUGGUUGCAAGCGCAUUGUGUGAGAUUUACUUUUUAGCCAACAGCCUUAUUAAGUAGAGAGAUGUGUCAAAAAGCACUUUUUAGGUAGUAGGAGGGUGCUGAGCAACAAGUACGCUUUGCUGGUUUAUUUUGGAUACAAAUCUGUUUUGAUUCAUGUGUCAGCCAUUAAAAGUCUUGUUUUUAUCAAGUGCAUAUCCAUCAAACUGUCCAGAGUAUUAUUACCAGACCUUGUGCCAUUUUUAUAUUGCAUUACUGGGUAAAAAGAACUGUUGUUAUUUAAGGUUCAGGAAGAUUUGCUGGUUUGGUCUACCUUAUUUGCAUUAGAGCAGUCACAGUCGUAUAUAUUUAGGACUUCCCCAGCCCAACUGUGCUGGCUAAACUGCAAGUGGAAGUCAACACAUUGCAACUUCAAAGAAAAAGAAUAAAGCUGCUUUUGGUACUGGUUUUUAUUUAAAGACCCCCUGCAGACAAGUAGUAAAGUGUUGAAACUUAUACUAAUAUUUUUGUCCAACAUGGUUUUUCUACAUAAUAGUUUAACUGAAAAAUUCUGGAUUUGGCCUUGGCCCUGCUUCCCAACACUGCUUUCCACAAACAUGGUUUUCAAGCGGUGGCUAGUGCUGCCCUACAAUCUGAUUGACCACCUCAGAUGCCACUCCAAAAUUUCUGCCAUGCCAUUGGCUUCCAGCUUGGUGCAGGGUGACUGUUUAGUCAGCAUAUUUGCUUCUACCAAGGUUAAUGCUAGAUGAGAUGACAGUGUCACAUCCACCAUCCCUCUCACCCGCCCUGCUUGAACUUUCAA
This is a messenger RNA of Epinephelus fuscoguttatus (brown-marbled grouper), 2686 nucleotides long. RefSeq names its product solute carrier family 18 member 2 (gene slc18a2). Bases 139 to 1692 code for a protein of 517 amino acids. Gene Ontology annotation, molecular function: serotonin:sodium:chloride symporter activity; xenobiotic transmembrane transporter activity. The record is from RefSeq and is a predicted model, not a curated record. The transcript has 16 exons. Gene Ontology annotation, cellular component: synaptic vesicle membrane; terminal bouton. NCBI's taxonomy places the organism in Eukaryota, Metazoa, Chordata, Actinopteri, Perciformes, Serranidae. Gene Ontology annotation, biological process: aminergic neurotransmitter loading into synaptic vesicle; transmembrane transport; xenobiotic transport.